This is a messenger RNA of Solanum lycopersicum (tomato), 2020 nucleotides long. The record is from RefSeq and is a predicted model, not a curated record. Lineage: Eukaryota; Viridiplantae; Streptophyta; Magnoliopsida; Solanales; Solanaceae.
GUGUUAUUGUGUUACAGUAUUAUUUAACAUCAUCUACCAAUUAUAGAUUAUAGAUUUGAAGCGCUAGUAAUUGAAUUUUAAAAUAUGAAUAUGUGAUUUAAGAAAAAAUUACCGAGUUCCACCCAGUAAACUUUUGUCAAAAUUCCACACAGAAGAGAAGUACUAAAGCCCUCCUCCUGUACUGAUCUUGUUUUAUAAUUAAUUCAUUCUUUAAUACUAUUGUGAAACAAGAGAACCAUAGUUUAUUGAAUUAAACACAUUUGUUCAUAGAUCCCAAGAGGAGGUAUAUAUGAAACGUCAGAAUACCAAUAAUACCAUGGAGAUGAAAGACUUUCAGAUUGGAAUUGCAGAAAAAGAUGAAGCUAAGAAGCAUCAAUUGGCUCCUAAAAGAAAAUCGAAUAAAGAUAGGCACACUAAAGUUGAAGGCAGAGGAAGGAGGAUUCGCAUGCCUGCACUCUGUGCUGCUAGGAUUUUCCAACUCACGCGCGAAUUGGGUCAUAAAUCUGAUGGAGAGACCAUCCAGUGGCUAUUACAGAAAGCGGAACCCUCCAUAAUUGCUGCAACUGGCCAUGGAACAAUUCAGGUCGCUUUACCGGCGGCUGGACCCUCUGUUUCGCAACAGGGAAUAGAUGGAAGUAUUAGUAGUUGGCCUAUGGUUGUUGGGAGACCCCAGUUGGGGAUAUGGCCUCCAUCUCCUCCUGACAUCAGUAAUUUGGGAACUGAAAGUCUGCAAAAGAUUUGUUUCCCUGGGUUUGACCUCCCAUCCACCAAUUUGAGUUUUACAUCUAUGUUGGGUGCCACUAACCUAUCUGGAUUGGAGCUCGGAUUAUCACAAGAUGCUCCUAUUAACCUUCUCCUGAGGAUGAUAGUUCUCAAGGAUCAGGCCACUAGAGCUUUCAUAUAAUUAUGAUUUUGGUGUUGGGUUUUCUUUUUAUCAUUCAUUUUGACCUUUGGAUCCUACUCGAGUGCUGUUUGUUGAAAUAUACAUAUACAACUCUUGUGUAACAUAUGUCAGUGCAAGACACUGAAUUCUGAACGACCCUAAAUUUUGUUAGGCUAAUUCAACAUGAACCACCUGGUUGUCUGGAUGAAUUCAGACCCUCAAUAUAGGCUUUCUACAUAGAUAUUUGUAUAUACCGGGAACUCAUUUCAUCACUUGCAGGAAAAAUCUUCAAUUGAAUAGGUCUCUUCAGACUCUUUACUGUUGCUACCUAAACUAGCUUUCUUCAGAAGAUCCAUCCUCUAUUCAGUUCAAUGUUCUUGAACUUCUACCUUCAGUGAAAAAGGUCGGUGCUUUUCAGGGAUUCAACAGUUUGUCCAUCAAAGUCAGCCUUUCAUUUAUAACCCUUUGCUUCAUAACCCAACAAAUGUUUUUUGAGAAAUGCAUUAAUUUUUUGACAAGAUGUUGACAUUUUCGGUGUUUAAUAAUGUUUAUCUCUAUAUUGCAUCGUGUAUUAUUCAUGGAGCUAGUACGUUAUACGCUUGACAUGGGAUGCCAGAUUAUUCAUGAAGUCAGUCAGACGUGCUGGUCCUAGUAGCUUCCUGAAUAAAGAUGUAAGUGUUACUUAUUAAUGUGGCAAAACUUUACUUAGCCUUGUUCCUGUUGAAAGAUGCAUUAGUGUUGAAGACUCCAAUUGACCUUUGCACCUUUAACAUGCUCAGAUUUUGCAAAUAUACAUGUAUAAACAUAAACACUAGAAUUUUUCAGUCUGAAAAUGUUAAAAAAGAAAAAAACUGUAAGGAAGUAUGAUCAACAGUAGAAUCAGUUGACAUGAAAUAUAUUCAAAUCUGUAAAGGCAUGAAUGGAAGAGGCUGUCAUUCAAUCAAGUAGUAAACACAACUGGAUCAUUUCCUUUUUUAUUUUUAGAUGUUAAUGUGGCUACUAACUAUCUCCUAGUGUUGCUUGUUCCCAGGAAUAACCAGCUAGAGCAUUUCAUUCUGUCCUCUUUUUCUGCUUCCACUUAUUUUUUUAAAAUAGGAGUAAUUUUUUUUACUCAAGGACCGACAAGCAAAAUGAAAA